Messenger RNA from Neopsephotus bourkii (Bourke's parrot), 4479 nucleotides. It is a transcript of the gene SLC46A2, whose product is annotated as solute carrier family 46 member 2. Gene Ontology annotation, biological process: transmembrane transport. Gene Ontology annotation, cellular component: membrane. Gene Ontology annotation, molecular function: transmembrane transporter activity. NCBI's taxonomy places the organism in Eukaryota, Metazoa, Chordata, Aves, Psittaciformes, Psittacidae. Bases 2614 to 3948 code for a protein of 444 amino acids. The transcript has 4 exons. The record is from RefSeq and is a predicted model, not a curated record.
GCUGAGAUACGGAGCUGACCUGGCCUCUGAUGGGCUUCAAGGCAAGACAACUCUAGAGAGGAAUGCCCUAAAACAGUGUGUUCCUUCUCCAACAGGCUACACGAGUGUAACUUUGCUUUUAGAAUAGACCCUGUGACCCAAUACAUGCAUUCUUUUUAAAUGUCAAGGGCCACUCUCUUCAGGCUCUUAUGGCUCCACAGUGCUUAUGCGGCACCAGCAUAUUUUAAAGUGGAUGCAAAUGUCCCUAUAAAUAUUAGCAAUUUGAGAACUGGGCUUCAUGGAAAAGCUGAUGCUAGAGAACAGUAAUUUUGAAGUCCUUGUGGCAUUAAAUGAAUAUGCUAUUCAUGAAAAGUAUCUUGCAGUUGGAAAUAUCCCGGAGCCUGUGUUAAACUCUUACUUUAGCACUCACUGUUCUGCAUUUAAUGACAUGAAAUUCUAUCCUUCCAUAAAACUAGUUCUAAAAAGCACACUUAAUGUGAAUGAACACUUAGAAUAUCCUGGAAACAUGUAAGUAAGUUGUGAGAUCACUAAUGGCACCCAGCACAGGGCACCAGCUAUCUAGGCCUGAAUAGGCAUUAAGCAUAAAAUCAUAUCACCUAGUUGUGUCAGGAGUGUCAGAUGAAUAAGCCAGGCAGCCUGUGCAUGCAACAAAGAGUGGAGGAAAAAUACCCCUUACUUAAGAGUUGAGCAGAUCUGCAGUCUCUCAAGCACAGUGCCUGUAACGUACUUCUGUACUCCAAGAUAGCCAGCAUCCCAAACUAAAGCUUGAAUGGGACAAAGUCAUCUAUCUUUCCCUCUAAUGUCUGGUGGAUGAGAAAGGGCUCCCUGGGUGAAGCAAAAUGUGGCAUUUCCUUUAGUGAGUUUGUUGCUUAAACUGGUCAUAGGCUGAUACUGCGGGGUUUUCAUUAAGGUUGUCUGGAAUUCCCAUCUUCUGGAAAUAUUUCAGGGUUUGGAGAAAAAGACUUGUCCCACUUCUGAAUAAAAUCUGAAAGAAACUGGACACCUUCUGCAGAAAAUCUGGGGGGAAAAAAUGAUAAAAAAGCCAACUGUUGGAACACCCCAUGUUAUAUUUUACAUCUGGCUUCUGGAGUCUUUUGGCCUGACCAAAAACCAAAUUCUCUGGUGAAACUGGAAUUGUCUAGCAGCGAAUCUUUCUAGCAGACAAUUCCACUCCUUUCCCUGUUACUCAUUGGAACUUCUUUUUCUUGCAUUGAAACGUAAAAAAGAGUUAUUGCACAACUGACCUAAGAAUGAAAAACUCUUGAGCCAUGAGUACACAGGCAUUGAGUAAAUGUCACCUGAAUCAAUAGAGAGUGUAACAGAUGCAGGCUUUAACAUUGUUCUUGCAAAUUAAUCAUUAAUUUAUUUUUUAAACUGAUCAUCAUAAAUCUUCCUAGAACAGACUGUUAUUCUGCCUGUUACGAUUUAUUCAGCCAGUGCAGAAUGAGAACACUACAAUUUAAGUUAGCAAUUUUGAGGCUGCCAAAUAUCCCCCAAGUAUUUCCUGCAGCUGGGACUGCAAACAUCUUCCUUGGAGCUGGCAGCCUGCUUGCGCCAUAUCCUGUUCCAGUCACACACAAGCACCCGGAGCCGGUUGGGGUGGGUCGCUUCCCUUAGUCCCCUGGGCAGCAGCAAUACCAGAGGCCUGCUCCCAAGUUGCAAAGCUGCAUGUGGCACCAGCACUGCAGAGAGGCACAGCUACUGGCCUCAGGAGUGGGGACUGGAGAACACUUCCCCAGGGGUGGGUUCUCACCCCUCCCAGCCUCUCGCUCAGCUCAGCUCACUGCGGUGCAGUGGUCGCCGAUGCCUUUGGAUAAACUGGGACUUUUCCCCUUUCUCUUGGAAAUUCCCACAUUGCAAAGCCAAAGGAUACAACAGGCAGAGUGGCAGCUGCGGGAGGCAGGUUACCAAAACCAGGCUUUUUCAGUGUUAGCUUCUUUUUGGUGUAAUUUCCUGAGUGAGUUAUUGAAACAACAAUGGCAUAAUGGGCACAGUGCAGCAACAGGGCAGACAGGACCACUUAGGAGCAAACCAGCCAACAAUGUGUUUGUGUAGAAGAAAGGAAAAAGAGCUUGUGGUAAGGGGAAUUCACUGACUGCCUGAGUAAAAGCACACAGCCUCCUGCAGCCACUUGGAAACAGGUGAAGAUGCCAAAAGGUGGGGGGAGGGGGAAAGUAACCCAAACCAAGUAAACCCCAAACCAUCACUCCAAAUUGCAGCAAUUACUUGACCAUUUUCACUUCCUAAAUUGGGAGAGAAAAAUUCCCCUGGGUCAUCUGACCUCUGUUGAAACUACACCAGGAAGAGGAGCAGCAGCAGCUCGUGAGCGCAGGGCGUUCUCCAGCUGUACAAAAGCCUCUUGUCUGGGAACCGGGAAUCAGAGCAGCGCAGGGAUGUGCGUGUGCGAGUGUGCAUAGCAAGGUGAGGUGCGGAUAUCCUCCCAGCCAGAUCAUCUCUUGCACAACUCUCUGAUCCUGUGCAGCCCAGCUUUUGUUCUUCCCUUUGCUGCUCCUCCUUAAGCAUACCUCCAGAGCAGAGCUUCUGAAGUGCCAUUUCCUCCUGCACAUCUCCCUGAAAACUAGCUCUCCCCAAGAAGAGGAGGUCACCAGCAGCAUGGUGGGGGUGACCACGAUGAGGACGUGGAUUGAGCCUGUGGUCGCAGGUUCCCAAGUGGCCAGUGCCUUCUACGACACGGCGCUGCUGCUGGUGGUGAAGAACUACUACAACCAGACCAAUGCCACCGCUCCUUCCCACGCGCUGGAAGAUGCUCAGCAAAAGGCUGUCUCUAACUUUUAUAUCAUCUACAACCUUGUCCUGGGCCUGAGCCCACUGCUGUCAGCGUAUGGCUUGUCCAAGCUGGGGGACAGAAUACAUCGGAAGAUCCCCAUCUGCCUCCCUCUUCUUGGCUACUUGGGUUCCAAAACUCUCCUGCUCCUCCUGAUCCUGCUGGGCUGGCCGAUCGAGGUGAUGUACGGGGCUGCUGCCUUCAAUGGGCUGACGGGCGGUUUCACCACACUCUGGGCAGGUGUCAUGGCUCUGGGAUCCCUGGGCUCCUCCGAGACCAAAAGGUCCCUUCGGCUCAUCAUUAUUGAGCUGGUGUAUGGCCUCUCUGGCUUUCUGGGAAGCAUGGCAUCUGGCUACCUCUUUGUUGGCUUCAGUGACCGCUAUCAAGAGGGCACUGUGCUGGUGAGCUGCAGCAUCGCUUGUUAUGCUUUCUGCCUCCUCUACAGCACUUUUGUCCUGACAGUCCCCCAGCCAGCGGAUUCCUGCCCAGCCAAACCCAAGAGUGCAGAGGAGGUGGGCAGCCAGCUACCAGCCCACGCAAAGAGCAGCAACUCCACUCCAGUAUCCCCCUCGAAACUCAUCCUCACCAUGCUGUUUACGGCAGCAAUCCUCUAUGACCUUGCUGUGGUUGGUGCAAUGAAUGUACUCCCACUCUUCUUGCUCAGGGAGCCUUUAAGUUGGAAUGCCGUGCAAAUUGGACAUGGCAAUGCUGCUGGGUAUGUGAUCUUCAUCACCAGCUUCCUAGGUGUAUUUGUGUUCUCCAAAUACCUGAAGGAUAUAACCAUGAUCAUGAUCGGAGUGGUAUCCUUCAGUGCUGGCAUCCUCAUCAUGGCCUUCGUUAGGUGGACAUUCCUUUUCUACAUUGCACGGGCAGUGAUGCUCUUCGCCCUCAUCCCUUUACCAACCAUCAGAUCCAUGUUAUCCAAGCAUGUUGAAGGAUCAUCUUAUGGUAAAGUGUUUGUCCUGCUGCAGUUAUCUUUAGUCACCACAGGAGUAGUGACAUCUACAGUCUACAACAAGAUCUAUCAAAACACACUGAACUGGUACAGCGGCUUCUGUUUCAUCUUGUCUUUUCUAGUUGGCUGCCUGACUCUUUUCCCUUUGAGCAUCGUGGCCAUCAAACAACGUUCAACCACUGGCUCCCUUCAGAUCCUGACUGACUGACAGAGGCUGUACCAGCUAAAGCCUCUUUUGGUGUUAAUCAACUCUUCAACUUACCAAAAUGGAAGACUUGACAAACAUUAAUCACCACAGUUAUCAUGACGGGAAGCAUCUCAGUUUGUGUUUCCAUUUCACAGCAUGCCACAGGCUUUCAGCCACUGAGCUCACCCAGGACAAAUAAGUUUGUCUUGUUAUUUCUGCAGUACAUCAUCUUACAGAGUACGUGCACUUGCUAUUGAACACCAGCAGUCUUCACAGCAUUUCACUUUUCUGCUAGGCUGGUUAGCAGUUAUGCAGAGGGACAACAAGGUAGAAAUGAAAAUGGCAUUUCGAGACACAUCAUUCAGUGUGGAAGGGGAAAGCAGAGGAUCAAUUUUUCAUUAGUUUCUUCCCAUCUCUUCGCUAGGAAACCUCAGGGGUCUGUGCCUUCAGCUGAUGAAGCAGGGGCCCACAAGCCAUAUGUGCACAGUUGUCAGCAGGGGACACUUGAUCUCCAACUGCUACAGAAGAUGUGUCAGCCUGGACAAUCAAUGU